Messenger RNA from Metschnikowia bicuspidata var. bicuspidata NRRL YB-4993, 1338 nucleotides. RefSeq lists its product as uncharacterized. Bases 1 to 1338 code for a protein of 445 amino acids. The record is from RefSeq and is a predicted model, not a curated record. NCBI's taxonomy places the organism in Eukaryota, Fungi, Ascomycota, Pichiomycetes, Serinales, Metschnikowiaceae. The transcript has a single exon.
AUGGUCGAGAAAGAUGAUCUAAUCAAGAAACUCGAGAAUGUUCCAGAGGAAGUACUCCGGAGCAUUUUGACCAACCAAGUCGAUCUCGAAAUCCGGCUCAAGCACAAAGAGCUCAAAUUGACAGAAGAAGAGAUUGGAAAAUGUGAGGCCCAAAUGCUUGCUUUGAGGAAGUUCUUUGAAGUUCCCAACGAGGUGUCAUUUCGCAGUGAACCAAAUGACUUCACGCUCAAAUACUUCGAUAUCCUCAAUAAGUCUCUUUCUGUCAAUUACACGAAGCUACAGCAAAAGCAGUAUGCCUUGGAGAAUCCCGUAUUUAACGAGGCUAUGUUCACAGAAAGCGAACCGACUACACAUACAUACAGAACCAGGUCCACCACCUCUUCUCUACGACCAUCUAUAGGUGGGCCUGCUGUGAGGAUAGCUGGAUGUCUCUACAGAAGAACGGACGGAGUGGUGGUAAAACUAACUUGCACCGGCUGUCAACGAAGCAACUUUUCGUCCGCGCAAGGGUUUCUCAAUCAUAACAGAAUAGCGCAUUCUAGAGAGUACGCAUCCCAGGACUCUGCAGCCUUGGAGUGUGGUGAGGUUUUGCCCGACGAAUUUCAGGAUGAAGAAGGACUCGCGAGCUUGGUCAGCUUGCGGCAGCUGGAUGUCAAUCCGGCAAAGAAUCUCAAAACAAGAGAGGGAUAUUUCGAUGGCUUAAACACGCCUACAAAUAAGACCGGAGCUCUGUCAUACAGCAACUCGUAUCCUGAACACAGCAGCAAACCGGCGACGAGAAAAUCGACUCCAGAAUCAAGCAAAGAACCAAAAGCCCAAGCCAAAGUAGCCAAAGAUGUGUUGAGAGAUUCACUCAUGGAGGGGGUGGGCACUCAAGAGUUGAUGAAAAAACUCAUAAGCAGCGGGCUUGCGCGUGAUGCUAAAGACUUCCAAUCUUUGAUCGGCGAAGUUCAAAAAGAGGUCUCGAACUCGCACUUGUUCGCCGAUGAGGAGGAGGUGGUGGAAGAAGUCGAGGGACAAGAUAAAAGAGAAGAGAAAAACAGCUUGCAGGAAACAAACGGGCCAGAGAAGCCAAAACGUGGGGCCAGCGAAACUCAGCGGCCAAAGAUUCAGAAGAACAAUGACCCUCUCUUGCAGGCAGGAGAUUCUACGGUCAAGCCUGAAACAACUGAUACGAGUGUGCUGGUGCGGGCGGAAAUUGGAGGCAAAUACGAAAACAGAUUGCGCCGCCGCAAAUCGCGUGCUGAAAUGAGCUUAGCAGGCACUGAGACUGAAGACGAACCCAGAGCCAAGGGAAGCGAGGACCGGAGACAUAAACGGAAGAAGUCCCAUAGGUAA